CUUGGUUUCCCCGCCCAGAAUGAGGGAGGAGGGAGAGGACUAUGUGAUACUUUCUUUCUGAGGAGGAGGCCAAAGCCUCUUCAAAAGCCGAAGGAAGAGGGGUGGUCCUCUCCGCACCCCUGCAGCCUCCUCAGCCAUCCAGUGCUCAUUGCCCAUCCUCCAGUGACAUUUGGGGGUUCCAGGCCCCUUUGGCAUCUUCUCCUUCCCCGGAGUCUUCUGGUACCAUCAUCCUGACCCACCUCAUGCCCAGCCCUGGUACUCAGACACUUGACAGGACGUCAGGGACCAAGUAUGGACUUACCCAAGUCUCCCGACCGCCCCAGCCCCCUCGUUUUGGAUCCUUUCCCUUGGGAGUUAUAAUUGGGCAGAAUGAUUAAACACAUUGUUGUGGGGGGAGCAAAAAAGAACCACGAAGGAACCGCGUGCGCCGCUUUUGGUCACCCCCACCCGUUUUCUGGCUCCUGUUCAGUGGAUGCCCCGUUCCGUUUUCUCAGCUUUUCGAGAUGUGGUCCCACCACCAUAGCCCUUUUAAGGGAGGCCCCGCCCGUGCGAAGGGGGUGGGGCAGGGGCGGAGUCGGAGGAGUCGGGGAAGGAACAAAGCGCGGCCUGCGGGCGGCGGCUGGGCUCGGCCGGCUGGGCCGCGCGGUGCGGGGCCUGCGGGCGGCGGCCCGGGCGCAGCGUUGAAGGGAAGCAGGCCGCAGCGGGGUCCGCGUCGGCCGGGCCAUGAAUGGGCUGCCCUCGGCCGAGGCGCCGGGUGGCGCUGGCUGCGCCCUAGCCGGGCUCCCUCCGCUGCCGCGCGGCCUCAGCGGUCUCCUCAACGCAAGCGGGGGCUCGUGGCGGGAGCUGGAGCGCGUCUACAGCCAGCGCAGCCGCAUCCACGACGAGCUGAGCCGCGCCGCCCGCGUCCCAGAUGGGCCCCGCUACGCUUCGGGCGCCACCAGCGCGGGACCCGCCGCCGGUGCCCCCGGUCCGCGUCGUCCGGUCAAUCUCGACUCAGCACUAGCAGCGCUGCGCAAGGAGAUGGUGGGGCUGCGGCAGCUGGACAUGUCCCUGCUGUGCCAGCUGUGGGGCUUGUACGAGUCAAUCCAAGACUAUAAGCACCUGUGCCAAGACUUGAGCCUGUGCCAGGACCUGUCAUCCUCCCUGCAUUCAGACAGCUCCUAUCCACCUGAUGCUGGCCUAUCUGAUGAUGAUGAACCUCCUGAUGCCAGCCUGCCCCCGGACCCGCCACCCCUCACUGUGCCCCAGACACACAAUGCCCGUGACCAGUGGCUGCAGGACGCCUUCCACAUCAGCCUCUGAAGAGCUGGGGGUGGGGGGAAUAUGCACCCGUGCAAAAGGCUCAGAAACUCACCCGUAGUAAGUACUCAGACUUCUAGUGCCUGCUUUCCCCCAUACCACCUCACUUGAUAGGAAGGCAAGGCUUGGGCCCCUCAGAGGCAAAAUUGCCAACCCUCUCUCUCCUGACUCUGGUUAGCUGGCGCUGGGGCAGGCACCUGGCCUACAGCCUUUGCCCGUGGCACUGGACCUCCACUUCUGGCACACGUGUGCACCCCAGCUUGGCCAACCUUCAGUCUGGUGGUGGGGCCCAAAGCAUCUGGCACUCCCCUUAGCGUCUCUGGGAUUGGGAUGAGUGCCUGGUUCCCAUCACCUUUUCACCUUUUGCUGCUACUGGCAGCUGCUGGCUCAGGGGCAUCCCACCUCUGGUCCCUGGGUUCCACUGCUCUAGACCAGGGCAUCCCCAUUCCUGCACCCACCCACGGCCAGGAGGGCCAAGGCUCCAUGCUGGAUAUUUAAGUUUAGGGGCCAGACUCCUGGGCACGGAGGUAAAUAAAUACUCUCUCAGCGUU
Molecule: messenger RNA, 1850 nt
Organism: Felis catus (domestic cat)
Lineage: Eukaryota; Metazoa; Chordata; Mammalia; Carnivora; Felidae
Gene: FAM89B
Product: family with sequence similarity 89 member B
Exons: 2
Coding region: 724-1302 (192 amino acids)
Biological process (GO): negative regulation of transforming growth factor beta receptor signaling pathway; positive regulation of cell migration; establishment of cell polarity
Cellular component (GO): lamellipodium; cytoplasm
Molecular function (GO): transcription corepressor binding
Source: RefSeq, a predicted model, not a curated record